GCGCCCGGGUGACAACGCCAUUGCCAUGACGCUGAGCUCGGUCGCCGCGACGCUGGCGACGCUCGCCGCGCUGGCCGCGCUGCUGGUGCCGCCCGCCGCCACGAGGCCCGCCCAGCACGACAUGGGCCUGCUCAAGGGCCACGCCGCCGACGGGCUCGGCCUGGGCCUCGGCAUGGGCGGCAUGGGCUUCGGCCGGCCCGCGCUCGCGCUCCCCUACCUCGGCCAGGACGACGACGACCUGCCGCUCAUCGGCAAGCGGGCCGUGGACGUCGGCCGCGGCGGCGGCGGCGGGGCCGUCGCCAACCUGGUGGCGCACCAGGACCUCGGCAGCCAGGACUCGACGGACUACGGCAGCAGCUACGACGAGUUCCCGAUGAUCGUGCCCAGGCGCGCAGAGAAGCGCGCCGCCAUCAUGCUGGACCGCAUCUUCGGCAUGAUGAAGGACGCCGUGAACGGCGACCCCAACACGGGCCUGAAAGCCAUCGCUCCGGACGACAGGAUGGACCUCCAGCGCCGCGGGCAGCAGAAGGGCCGUGUGUACUGGCGGUGCUACUUCAACGCGGUCACGUGCUUCCGCCGGAAGUGAGGCGGAGGAAGAGCGGAGGUUCAUCCCCAAGCUUAUCAUUAGAGGUUUUUAUCUUUCGCGACCGGUGAGGAAGUGACCACCCUCUCGCAUUGCUCGACGUCCUGGAUGGACUCGGACAACGUACGGACAUGUCGGAUGCCCAAAGGAGAAAAAAAAUAUCAAUUAUAAAUAACGAGAGAUCGAAUGCGUUCGCUUGCACCAAUUUUUUUCUUUACGGUUCGGUCUGGUGGGAUGACGCAAUCAAUAGUCACGUAGUGACCUGGGCUUAUCUGGCUAUUCUUACGAAAAUAAGGCUGCACUAUAUUUUUGUACUCAGUUCCCUAUCCUACUUUUUGACUCCAGGACUGACUACCGGGCAGAGACGAGAGUUAGUUGUGUUUCUUUCGGUCAUAAGCGCACUCAUUUGAUCUUCUCGGUUAACACGCUUGCAGUUAACUCAAAAAUAUUUCAUCAGCCAUUCCCCAAGCUGCUUAAAUUCUAUUUAUAGUAUCAAAUCAAUCGACAGCAGGACGCCUCCUUAGGAUUCAUAAAGGGACCCUUCAAUAAAUCAAAUAAAUUGAAAUAGUUCCUGACAAAAUGUCCCGCGCGAAGUAUAAUCAGUUGUUAUAAAUCAUGUUGUUUUGUUGAUGUUAAUUGAUUUUUCGGUGUUCUGCUUAGGUCCAGAAUACACUUACAGACUUGAACAUUGACUCUUUCUAGUUCGUAAAAUUAAUGUAAUUGUUUUAUUUACUAUGUGUAUACUCUAUCUAUCUCUAUAAGAGACACAUCUUUCAUAUUUGCUUAUGAACUCGAUGGAAAGAACGCUUAAUAUAAUUUUUGUAAAUACUUGACACAGCCUUCUAACAUAGACAGAGGUACUAGGCAGUUUUCUCUCAUAGCAAUAUCCCCUCUUUGGUUCCUCAACGUUUUGCGUGCCUUCGAACACGCACAAAAUGGAUUAGCUGAACUUUUCUCGAAAAUAUUGGCAUUCACGGCUAAAAUUUAUAGCUGUUCUAGAAAACGCGUGAACUACUCCAGCAUCACCAGAGCAUCUGUUUGGGCUAAAAAUUAGUGGAGAGGGCUAAUAUUUUUAUCCUUGGCCAUAUGAGCUAAUGCAUUAGCUGUUUCAGCGAACCCUUUUUUUCGCCGUGAACCCAAUGACAAACAAAUAUGCUUGUCUUGUCUAUAGUAGUUAUUGACGCACGUCGCCGGAGAGAUAACUUGUGAGACAAGUUGACUUGGCGAGGUGAUAGAUUUCUUGACUUACAUGGUAAUCGCGGACGAAAAAGUCACGUCAUGGAUUUAAUUCGUUAAUCUAUUCCCUUGUCUAUGUCCGUCCCGCGCCCCCAAUCUCGGAUACAAAUAAUGACACCUUCCGAUCGCGGUCCCGCAUAAAAUACCGAUUACAUUUUGCAUGUGUCUUGAGCGCUUCCAUAGCCCCCCUCCUCCCCCUCCUCCUCCUCACCCUCCUCACCCGUUCGACACCUUGAUCUAAAUCGCGCGCUGUUGGAGACUCGCGCGUCUGACGCCCACGCCCCACGCAGCCCGCCGCCCCUCUGCAGUUGGCGCCGAGCGAGCCGAGGCCGACCGACGCAGACUGGCAAACUUGCGUGGGUCUCACGGAACGCGGGUGCGGCUGAACUGCGUCGUGCGGCCCGCGUUUCAGUGGAAGUUGUCGCUCUCUCUCUCUCCCCCCCCCCAAAUGAGAAGUCCCCUUUUGUUCCAUACUUCAAUCAAAUUGUUUAGCUUAGUGUACCAUAUAAUAUUGUUGGAUGUAAGUUUUAGUAUAGGAUUAAUAAAUAGAUGAACGCCAUAAACAAAUCGUUUCAAAGA
This is a messenger RNA of Frankliniella occidentalis (western flower thrips), 2398 nucleotides long. RefSeq lists its product as uncharacterized. NCBI's taxonomy places the organism in Eukaryota, Metazoa, Arthropoda, Insecta, Thysanoptera, Thripidae. The record is from RefSeq and is a predicted model, not a curated record. The transcript has 3 exons. The coding region runs from base 26 to 586 and encodes 186 amino acids.